GAGUGGAUCUAAAAAACUCAGAAUAUUUAUGAGGAUCCUGUCUAGCUACAUUAAAAGUUAAAAAGUUGCACAAAAAAUCGAGUUCGUGCAGAAAAAUGGAAUAUUAACCCAAAGCAAAUAUGUAUACGAACUGUAUUUUUACUGAUUGAGAAACUGGUUUUUAAAUUGACAAAAUGAAAACUAUCUCAUCUCUUGGGCUGCUGAAACAUUCUGUGCAUUGCGUUAAAUCGCCCAUUAAAAGUCUUUUUAAAUCAAAUAGUUCAUGGCAAGCUCUAGAAGAGAAAUUUUACAAUGAUUUUUGCAGCCAGGAGAUUCCUAAACAAGCUCAAGUCGUAAUUUGUGGUGGCGGUCUUGUUGGAAAUAGUGUUGCAUAUCAUUUAGCUCGGGACUUCGAAUGGAAAGAUGUGGUUAUUUUGGAGCAAAGUAGAUUAGGUGGAGGUACAAUAAAAUUUGGUGCUGGACUUUUAGGGCAAAUAAAACCAACAACAAUUGAAACUAAACUCUGCCAAUAUAGCAUUGAAUUGUAUAAAGCACUUGGAAAAAAAGGACUAAGCACUGGAUGGAAAGAAUGUGGCAGCCUUUCACUGGCUAGGACUACUGACCGCAUGACUUAUUUUCGGCACAUAGCAGCUUCUGCUGUGGCCAGAAACAUAGAAUGUCAAAUACUAUCUCCUAAAGAAGCACGAGAAAAGUGCCCAAUCAUUAGCACAGAAAUGUUAAAGGGUGCUUUAUGGAUACCGGGCGAUGGUUCUGGUGACCCGUUUGAUGCUACUCUCACUUUUGCUUCCGAAGCUGCUGGUUUAGGUGUAAAAUUUGUAGAAAACUGUUCUGUACAGCGUGUUAUAACUGAUGACAAGCACCAGGUUAAAGGAGUUGAAACGAACAAAGGCCUUAUUACAUGUGAAUAUUUUGUAAAUAGUGGUGGUCAUUGGGCCAACCAUAUUGGAAGAAUGAGCUAUCCUAGGGUAAAAGUCCCUCUUUAUCCUUGUGAACACCAGUAUCUUCAAACAAUGCCUGUAGAAGGCAUUGAUCCUAUGUUGCCAGUAAUUCGAGACUAUGAUGGUCAUUUUUAUGUGAGAGAAAAAAAUGGUGGCUAUUUGGCUGGUGGCUUUGAACCUGUGUCAAAACCUUUAGAUGUGAAAGAAACGGAAAGUCCUUCUACAUUCAAACCCCUUCCUGAAGAUUGGGAUCAAUUUCAUACAUUACUAGAACAAAUGCUGUUUAGAAUACCUUCACUUGGGCAAGUAGAAGUUGAUUGCCUAAAUAAUGGCCCUGAAAGUUUUAGUCCUGAUUGCAAAUUAUUGGUUGGUGAAGCACCUGAGGUGAAAAAUUAUUUUGUUGCCACUGGAAUGAAAGCUACUGGCAUGGAAGCUGCUGGUGGAGUUGGAAAAAUAACAGCAGACUGGAUAGUCAAUGGCGAACCAAAGAUGGACCUCUGGGACGUUGACAUACGACGAUUUCUUGGUCUUCACAAUAAUAGGCUGUUUUUAAGAGACCGGAUGGUUGAAGUUCCUGGAAUGCAUUAUAAGGUUAAAUAUCCUAACAUGGAAUUCAGCACUGGGCGAAAUAUUCGAAUGUCUCCGAUUUACCCCCGUCUGAAAGCUGCUGGAGCUGUCUUUAGUCAAUCGAUGGGAUACGAGAGACCGUGUUAUUUUCGAACAGAUUUAGUUGACAAAGAAGGAAUAGAAAAUGAGGUUGAAGUUGAAAAACCCACAUUUUUUAAGCCCUCGUGGUUUGAUUAUUUGGAAUCAGAAUAUAUGGCUUGUCGCCGAAAAGUUGCUUUACUAGAUUAUUCAUCAUUUACAAAACUGGAAGUUUGGUCUCCUGGUAGAGAAGCUUUGGAUCUUUUGCAGUACCUCUGUUCAAACAAUGUAGACAUUCCCAAAAAUGCCAUGGUUCAUACAGGAAUGCAAAAUAAGCACGGAGGUUAUGAAAAUGAUUGUAGUGUAGCAAGAAUGGAUUACAAUAGGUUCAUGAUAAUUGCACCCACUAUUCAGCAAACUCGUUGUCAGUCAUGGAUAAAACGAAAUUUGCCUCCUGAAAGUCCUGUAUUGUUGACUGAUAUCACCUCUCUUUAUACUGCUAUAUGUCUGAUGGGACCCCUGGCUCAAAGCUUGUUAUCGGACAUCACAGACAGCUCUGUUUCUUACAAAGAAUUUCAUUUUUUCACUUGUAAGGAACUAAAUAUAGGACUGGCAAACAACAUCAAAACUUUUCACCAGACUCAUACUGGAGAAUUAGGCUAUGUGCUGUACAUUCCUAAUGAAUAUGCUCUUCAUGUGUAUGACGAACUAAUGGAAAAAGGCAAAAAGUAUGGAAUUCAACAUGCUGGAUAUUAUGCUCCUCGGGCACUGAGGAUCGAAAAAUUCUUUGCUUUCUGGGCACAGGAUCUUGACACCACAACUACUCCUUUUGAAUGUGGCAGAGUAUAUCGAGUGAAUUUUGAGAAAAAUGACUUCAUGGGUAAAGAAGCAUUAAUGAAACAAAAACAGGAAGGAAUUAAAAGACGUUAUAUUCAGCUGGUACUAGAAGAUCAUGACAUAGAGCAAGACAUUUGGCCAUGGGGUUCUGAACCAAUAUAUGUCAAUGGAAAGUUUGCUGGACUUACAACAAAUGCAGGUUAUGGAUUUACAUUGAAAAAGAUGAUAUGCCUUGGAUACAUUAAAAACAUCGAUGAAAAUGGAGAGCCACAAGUGAUAACCAAUGAUUUUAUUCUAAAAAGCAGUUUCGAAGUGGAUAUCUGUGGAAGGAAAUUUCCAGCCAAAGUCAACAUUCAUUCGCCUAAUUUGUCACAAGGAUUUGAAUAUGUUAUCGACUCCAAUGGUUACAUAGCAACCCAAUUUAGUUCAUGAAUUGAGACAUGUUUCAGUGCUGUGAUUCAUUUUUGUAUUAUAGAGUUAAGUUUUGUUAAAUUUUAAUGUAAUUUAAUAUGUUAAGAAAAAAUGUUAAGUUUUAAAAAAUUGCUUGACUUUGUGUUUCAAAUUCUUUUACCAUUUCUGUACCUCAAAGCCAGACUAGUUCAAGUCCAAAAAUUGUGAUUUUCAGUUUAUUAGUGCAUUGUACGUAGAAUCCUAUUCCCUAAACCUUGAUAUCUCAAACCUUUGAUGUCUCGAAAAAUAAAUUCCCCCUGUAUUUUAUAUAAAAGCUCUUUAUGUAU
Messenger RNA from Uloborus diversus, 3157 nucleotides. Its product is annotated as pyruvate dehydrogenase phosphatase regulatory subunit, mitochondrial-like. The transcript has 18 exons. The record is from RefSeq and is a predicted model, not a curated record. Gene Ontology annotation, molecular function: protein binding; oxidoreductase activity. Bases 174 to 2852 code for a protein of 892 amino acids. Lineage: Eukaryota; Metazoa; Arthropoda; Arachnida; Araneae; Uloboridae. Gene Ontology annotation, cellular component: mitochondrion; mitochondrial matrix; cytoplasm.